This is a messenger RNA of Cotesia congregata, 2772 nucleotides long. The record is from the annotation of a GenBank genome assembly. Lineage: Eukaryota; Metazoa; Arthropoda; Insecta; Hymenoptera; Braconidae.
AUGUGCCCGGAUUUAUACCCACAUACAUUCAAAAGUUACACACCAAGAGGCAAUAUGACUUACGGUAAUUACACAAGGAUACCUCAUAUCACAGGAAUAAAACAAUGUGCUCUAUCAUGCUGCACAACAUCGAGCUGCAACGUGGUGCUGAUGUUUAACUCUACGUGUUAUCAUGUAAAGUGCAAGCAAUCGGACAAGUGUGCGCCUUUGUAUCGGCCCGAGUUUGUUAAUUUGGUGGACCCACCAAGUAUGGUGCUGAUCAAGCCAGUAGAAAACGACGUUACGUGGAACGACGUGCUGGGACAAUUCUACGACACAAAUCCGCUUUUAAUUGACGCGGUAUCUAAUCGCGAAAGCAACAUACAACUGCCAGGUAUCAGUUGUAUGGAUAACAAUAAUUGCCAAGAUAACCAAGUGUGUGUCAAACGCACUUCUUCUGACGACGAUAAAACCGCGAUUGGAGUUUGCGAGGACAUACAGCCGGAGUUUGAGAUGGAGGAGGUAAAGUCUAAUAUUAAAAAUUCCCAGAGUAUGGAAACUAAGCCGGUGGUCAAGAAGCAGCUGGUGGUAUCUGCGGUGUCCAAAGAACUCCGCUUGCCUGAUAAUCAGGUAACUUUGUCGGCGUUCACCGUCCCGGCGGAGCAGGGCAACGAGCACUAUAACUACGCUUGGAGCUUGCUGAGCCAGCCGGAAGGACACACGGGGACAAUGACUGAUCAAAAUCUCCCCACAGUAAAGCUGAGUAAUUUAUCCGAGGGCUUGUACAAGUUUAGAGUGGUGGUAACCAGCUCAAACGCUUAUGGAGAAGCUUAUGCUAAUGUCAGUGUCUUGCCACCGAAGCGAAUAAACAAGCCGCCGAUAGCGAUCAUCUCUCCGGCGUCUCAGAUCGUUAAAUUGCCCAACACUGGCGCCGUGCUGGAUGGAUCUUCAAGUACUGACGACGACCGCGUCGUUUCUUAUCACUGGGAGCUACAGCAAGGCCCCAUUGGCUAUCAGCCGAAUCUUGUGGAUACUCCAACACUUCAGUUGGACAAUCUUAUCGCGGGGAAUUACACAUUCAAGCUGACUGUAGAGGACUCGGAUCAUGUUACUAAUUUUACAACCGCGAAUAUAACGGUGCUUAAAUUAAUCGACUAUCCGCCGAGCGCAAACGCCGGGCAGGAUAUAAUUAUUUACUUACCACAGAAUACGAUUACGUUGAACGGAAAUCUGAGUACUGACGAUCACGGUAUUGCCAGCUGGGAAUGGACCAAGAGUCCUUCAGAUCAGAAUAAAGCUGUUGAUAUGCAAAACACUCGGACGCCGUAUUUGCAGUUGUCUAAUUUGGAGGAAGGGAUGUAUACGUUUGUUUUGAAAGUAACAGAUGACUCCGAUCAAUACUCCACCGCGGAAGUUCAUGUGUUUGUUAAACCUCCGACUAAUAGACCGCCUAAAGCUGAGGCGGGUAAAGACAUCACUGUAGCGCUACCGCAGACUAGAGUUAAGCUUGAUGGUAGCAAUAGCAAGGAUGAUAUUAAAAUUGUUUCUUAUCAUUGGGAACAGUUGUCCGGUCCGAACAAAGCCGAAUUUUCCGCGGCGAAUAAGUCAGUUACUAAUGCUACUAAAUUAACCAAGGGAGUUUAUAAUUUUAAAUUGACUGUCAUUGAUGACAAUGGUAACAAAGAUUCAGAUACUGUAAAAGUUGAGGUGACGCAGAAUAAAAAUGCUCCGCCUAAAGCUAAUGCCGGAGGAGAUCAAAUUGUAAUGGCUCCUGUUAGUGCGCUGAUUAUUAAUGGAUCUCAGUCGACGGAUGACUUGAAAAUUAGCCAGUGGCUUUGGACAAGAGACCCGACCAGCUUGGCUAUUGGUAAAAUAAUCGACGAUACUAAUCACUCGCCGGUUUUGAUGGUAACUGAUGUUGUUCCCGGAAGAUAUGUGUUCAAAUUAAAAGUUUCGGAUGAUCAGGGCUUGAGCAGUGAAGAUACUGUGUCAGUUAUUGUUAAAUCUGAUCCCCAGCUGUUGUAUCUUGUUGAAUUGACAUUGAAUAUUGGAGCGCAUUUAUUGACAGAGUCUCAGAAGAAUUCUUUAGUAGUAAAAUUACAAAUGCUACUGCGGGAAGAAGUCUCGAUUGUUGUAAGAGACUUGAAGCCUGAACCUAGAACUGGUCGCGCUUGUUUGAUAUUUUACGUCGAGCGCAAGGACAAAAAAUCUUCAAUGACCGGGCGAGAAGUUGUGGAUAGACUGAAAAAAAAGUUCAAACAAGACUCGGGACUUUUACAACUCUCGGUUACGGAGGUUGACACUGUUAUUUGUCAAAAUAAUUGCUCGGGUCAUGGAGUUUGUGAUGAAGAGUCACGCCAGUGCUUAUGUGAAGCUUUCUGGAUGCAAAACUUGAUACAAAAGUACUUCGGAAACGGAGAGUCUAAUUGCGAGUGGAGUAUUUUGUAUGUUAUUAUUGCUUUGCUGGCGCUGGUGAUUAUUUUCAUUGGUUUUAUCUGGAGUUUCAUCUGUCUCUGUCAGAGGAUUUGUGCUGGUAAAAGUCGCACGAGGUUCAAGAAAAAGUCUACAAGGUACUCUCUUCUUCAGCCGCAUCUUGCGGAUGAUGACGACAGCGGCGGAGCGUUUCUGCAACGCAAAAUGGCCAUUUCGGAAUCUGAUACCGAGUCUGAUGAUGUUUUGUUCGAACAUCGGAGAAUUAAUAAUAAAAAUAAUUAUGAUCAUAAUAUUAGAAUUAAUAAUAAUGGAAAAUCCCGAAAUGGAUUUAUUAAAAAUAACUCGAAAAUUAAAACAUGA